UUGUUAACUGUUCAAAAACACCAACUGGUUGUUCAGUUGACGAUUUGUUAGUUUAGACAAACCUUGUCAAACUAUAUUGUUGCGUGUAAUUAAAAAAAUGGAUAUAUUAAUGAAGUGUUUUUUUGAGAAUUUUGAAAACGCCGAACGCAAUUCCCUCCAUGCAAAAUACAGAAGACGAGCGAUGGUGGCAUACUUUAACACUUUAAUUGAAGGAUGCAGAUUAGGGCAAAAUUCUGAAGAACAAAAAACAGUCCGCGAAGCAAUAAUUUCCAUUCUUCGAUAUCAUGAACAAUCACGAUCAAAAAACUCUGGAGUAUGUAUGAUGGGUAAAUACCACAAUGUUCUCUACGUUGCCUUGAAAAUAUGCUACGACUGGCAAUUACAAGACACAGAAACAGUCGCUGCUCUUUUGGAUGAGAUCUACGCCUGUGAACGCACUUUUGAACGAUUAUUCGUCGGCGCAUUAUUUGGAACUAACGCUCCGCACUUUAUCGCCGGAUGGAAGUCAGAUUUUGAUAAUCAGGAAGAAAACCUGCGAGCUAUGGUGUUCUUUUUAGAUCACGCAACAAACGCUGCUUGCGAAUAUGACAAUCAAGUGAGAUUCAUCGAUGUAUCAAUUGAAAGUUGUGGAAAAAUGUCCCCAUUAAAAAUAGCAGUCCAACUUGGACUCCCGGACAAAGUCCACAUUCUAUUAAGAUUUGGAGCUUUGGUUGAUUUAAAUGACCAUCAACAUCAGGAUACUAUGAUAGAAGGCAUUUUGAAGAAAUUGAAUGAAUUUGAUCAUUCAUAUCCGUAUAAUUUAGUAAGUUGUCUACAAUUUUUACUUAGAGUUGUUCCAAGUAUAAAUUGCAACAACUUUAAUAAACAUAAACAAGAAUCAACACCCUUUGAGGGAGUAAUGCAACAGUUUCCUAACCUAGUUCAAGAUUGUAUUCUACCAAUGAAUAGAUGUGGACUACAACCGCCUGAAUUAAAACAUUUGGCAAGAUGUGCAGUGAGAAGUCAAUUAUGGUUAAAUUGUCAAUUACCAAACGGAAUAAGGACACUUCCUAUACCCGAAACUUUACAGAAGUAUAUAGAUAUAUUAGAAGAUUAAUUAGAGGUUAUACAUACUUAUAAGCUGAUUCUGAAACGUUGAUUCUUCCUGGUCCACCUGUGGUUUCAGUACGGCUUGUAAGAUUUACAGUGUUGCCAAACAGACAGUAACGUGGCAUGCGAUGACCAAUCACUCCAGUUACCACUUCCCCAGAAUGUAUACCAACUGUAAUUUUCUAGAAGAAAAAAUAUUUUAACCACAAA
Molecule: messenger RNA, 1299 nt
Organism: Dalotia coriaria
Lineage: Eukaryota; Metazoa; Arthropoda; Insecta; Coleoptera; Staphylinidae
Gene: stops
Product: SOCS domain-containing protein stops
Exons: 2
Coding region: 98-1096 (332 amino acids)
Biological process (GO): intracellular signal transduction
Molecular function (GO): protein binding
Source: RefSeq, a predicted model, not a curated record